Molecule: messenger RNA, 6258 nt
Organism: Paramecium sonneborni
Lineage: Eukaryota; Ciliophora; Oligohymenophorea; Peniculida; Parameciidae
Source: the annotation of a GenBank genome assembly
AUGUCCAUUUCUGUGAUUUACAUCCUCAUUUCCUUGUUUCAGAAUUCAAAUUCAUAAUGGAUAAAUGAUGAGAGUUUCUUAGAAGAGGAUAAGACAUUUAUUUAAUAGACUGGAUAAUGGGCUUUUACUUCUUCUGGAUAUUUUAUAUUACCAUCAACCGAAACUACUGCAAAUUUUAUCACUUGUACUACUCCUGCUACAAGUUACAUUACUCUAACUAAUAGUUAUCCAUCUGCUGAAAGUUAAUCGUCUUACUCAUUCAAUAAAUGUUGGAUAUCUAUGGAUUUAUAUUUUCAAGGUACAUGGUCAUCAGAAACUGUUUAAUAUAAAUAAGGAUCAUUUACAUAUUCGUAUUCCUACACUUCCCCUACAACUUAUUCAAUUUAAACUGGAUUUUGUGAUGCUCUUCCUUAUGAAGUUAGAACUGUGAAUUUUACAAUAAUAUUAACAACAAUUCCAACUUAUGGUAAAAUUUUAUUUACAUCUACUAAUACAAAUACAGGAUUGGUUUCAAUUAAAAACAUCUAUGUAUCUAAAAUAAAAUGCUACCCAUCAUGCAGUGUAUGCACAGAUCCUGAAAAAAAUUAAUGUACAAGUUGCUAUUAUGGUCUCCCAACUAAUAAUAUUUGUCCACCUUGUCCAUCUAAUUAAUACUAUUGGAAGUAUUAAGGAUGUAAAGAUAUUUGUGAUAUCGACUCUCCAUUAUAUUCCAAUGGAUUUUGUUAAUAUUAUCCAAGUAAUUAUUCUUAAUUUAGAUAAUCUAGUAAAUAAAAUAGAUUAUGUUUACUUUACGAUGCCAAUAACUUAUUCUAAAAAUUUGAAAUGGUCAUUAAUAUAUGAUUAAUAAAAUGUAGAUACAUCUCCAACAAUUAUUCAGGUUGAUACAUAAGUGGGUGAAAAUACAUAUAUAUAGACUUAUAUAUAAGGAGUAUUUAAAUUUAAUUCUGGAAUCUACAGAUGCUUCAAAGAAUUAUCUACUUAUUCUUACAAAUAUUAUUUAAUUGGAUUGAAAAUUUCAAUUGUUGCUUUAAAUGAUUUUCCAAUUAAUUGUGGAAUAUAGUUUAAGAUUAAUAAUACUUAUUUUGGAUCUAUUUAUAGGAAUGCCUCUGGAAUACAAACUCAUAAAUUAAUAAUAUCUUAAACUUUUAACUCCAAAUCAUAUUCAACAUAUUCUAAUAAUAAAAGAUAUGAUUUAAUUACAUAUGUUGACAUUCCGAAAUAUUAAUUUGUAUUUUCAGCAAUAGGGAAUUAUACGUAAAUAUUAAUUAAUCAUGAUUAGUGAUGGCACAGCAGGAUGGGGAAUGACUGAAAUCAAAAUUACUUCAGGAUAUUGUCCUUAAUAUUGUACAUUAUGUGAAGUAGCAUUCAAAUGUAAGACUUGUUAUAGUGGAUACUAUUAUUAUAGAGAUGGUAGAUGUAUAAGUGGUUGCUCAUAUCCAUAUUAGAAAUUUAGUGGUUCUUAUUGUUAUGAUUACGAUGAUGAAACACCUUGUAUCUUAUCAUAUUAUAUUUAGAUUCUUAAUAUUUAAUUUAAGAACAUAUAAAUGAAGCAGGUGAUCCUGAAUAAUAUACAAAAUAUACUUUAAUUUCUCAAAAUGGAAAAAACUUUUUAAAAGCAUCAGAUAUCUAUUUUUCAUAUUAAUAAGGAAUUAGAAUUUUUGGAGGACCAUUUGUUUGGGCUUAAGCCAAAUUUUAGAGAAUUCAUAAUAUAAUAACACCACAUCAUGGUGUCACUAUUGCAUUUUAUAUACUUUAUGGACCAACAUUCCCUUCAGAUGGAUAAUUUAUAUAUUCGAUUGAAAAUAAUACACCAGUUAUUAAAUCAACUGCUAGUUAUGGUUCAUCUAAUUCUGAUGGGACAAAAUAAGAUAGAGUAUAUGAAAAAAUUAUUCAUAAUACAAAUACAUUAACAAUCACUUGGGAGUGCUUUGGUCCAAAUAAUGAACCAGUUAAGGCUUAUUGUGGAUUCUAUAAUUAUUAUAUUGCUGUUCAUAAUUGCAAACCAUAUUGUUUAUCAUGUACAGAUUAAAAUACUUGUACUUCAUGGAACAGCACUUAUGAUGCCAAUAUUGUUAAAUUUUCUUAGGCAGAAUGUUUGAUUAAUUAAUAUCAUGAUAAAGAAUCUGUCAGAUGUUUAGAUUGUCCAUUAUCUUGUUUAUCAUGUACAUCAAAAAUAAACUGUUAAUCAUGCUCAUCUACUUAUACUUUAACUAAAUUAGGAUGUAUUUGUACAAUCAAUCAAUAUGAAGAUUCAAAUCAAUGUUUUAAUUGUCCUAUAGAAUGUAAUUAAUGUUUAAGUUUUACUUAUUGUAUAGAGUGUUUAAUAAUUAAUAAUAGAUAAUUGUUAAAUGGGUAAUGCAAUUGUAUUGAUGGUUAUUAUCCAAUUGCAUUAAAUCCUUAAUGCUAGUUAUGUCAUUAAUUUUGUAAAACUUGUAACGGACCUACUUCUGAUGAAUGUUUAACUUGCAAUAAUAUUGUAAAUAUUGAACAAGUAGGGUCAACCUGUAGAUGUCCAACAGGAUCUUAUUUGUAAGAUGCAAUAAAAACCUGUUCUGUUUGCCAUUCAUCAUGCUUAACAUGCUUUAGAACUACAAUUGAUGGUUGUUUAACAUGCGAUCCUGCUUUAAAUAGAAUAUUGAAAGGGUUAAAAUGUACUUGUGCACCUGGCUAUUAUGAAUUAAAUAAUAUUUGUACAAGUACACAUUAUAAGUAUUAUUAUAGGUUGUCCAAACACAGAAGAUGUAUCUCUAAGUCAGUGCUAUAAAUAAUGUAAUAAUAAUUAAUUAAUAUGGCAUACUAUUACUUGUAAUUCUUGUGAUUCUGGAUUUUAAUUAGUUUCUGGAGAAUGUCAACCUAUUUGUGGAAAUACAUUAAUCUAAGGAUAUGAAUAAUGUGAAGAUAAUAAUAAUUUACUUGAUGAUUUAUGUUAUAAUUGUUAGUUUUAAUGUCCUAUUCAUUGUUUAACUUGUGAUUAAUCAACUACUUUAUCUUGUCCUGAUGUUUGUGGAGAUGGAAUCAUUACAGGAGUUGAAGAAUGUGAAGAUGGAAAUACUAUUUAAUAUGAUGGAUGUUUUAAUUGUAAAUAUUAAUGUUAACCUUCAUGUACAAAGUGUAUAAAAGGACUAUGCUUUGAAUGUACAACCUUAGGUUGGUAUAUUGAUCCAACAGUUACUCCUUGGUAAUGUAAGGAAAGAUGUGGAGAUUAAGAAAUAGUUGGAAGUGAAUAAUGUGAUGAUGGUAAUACUAGUGAUCUAGACGGCUGCAAGGAUUGUAAAUACUUUUGUAGAAUUGGUUGCACUUCUUGUGAUUAUACUACCAAUAAAUGCUUAAGUUGUGAAUUUCCUGGUUUUGUUCCUAUAUCUUACUAUUGUAAAAAUGUAUGUGGAGAUGGUUUAGUUGUUACAGAUCCUUAUGGCUUCUUUGCAGAGCAAUGUGAUGAUGGUAAUACUAUUAAUGGUGAUGGUUGCAAUAGCUAAUGUUAAUUCUAAUGUUAAUCUUCAUCUAUUUGCACUAGUUGUAUAAGUAAUAGAUGUGAAAUAUGUGAGACUGGAUAUUAUCUCUCUAAUGAUAAAGUAUGUUUACCUAUAUGUGGAGAUUCGAACUUAGUAGUAAAUGAAUAAUGUGAGAAUUCGUUUAUAUUACCUUAUAAAGGUUGUAUAAAUUGUUAAGCAAAAUGUUAAAGUUCUUGUCUCACUUGUAGUACUUCAGGGCUUGGUUGUUUGUCAUGUAAAGAUGGGUACAAUCGAAUUGAUAAUUUAUGUCAUUCAAUUUGUGGAGAUUAAAUAAUUACAGAAAAUGAGUAAUGUGAUGACGGUAAUUUAAAAAUUGGAGAUGGAUGUCAUUUCUGUUAGUUUAGUUGUUAAGAUUCAUGUCUUAAUUGUAUUAAAGGAGUUUGUUAUGAUUGUUUAGAAGGUUAUCAAUUAAUAUCAUUUAAAUGUUAUCCUAUUUGUAAUGAAUAAUGUGAAAUGAUAAAUAAAUUGUAAAUAUAUUAGAGAUGUAAAUCUUGUUAAUUUCCUUGUGAUUUGAAUUGUUACUUUUGUUAAUUUGGCAUCUGUUAACAAUGUAAUGAGGGAUAUGAAUUAUCCUAAAAUUAAUAGUAUUGUAUUAAAUCUCUAUAUUAUAAUUCUAUGAUAAUUGAAAACUGUUAAUUCUAGAUUGGGAACAGUUGUAUUUAAUGUGAAAUUUAUGCCUAAUUAGAUAACAUAGAAUAAAAAUGCAAUUUAAAAGAAACCCCAAUGAGUUUUUGUUAAUAUUAACUUAAAUUAUCGUCAAAUGUAUAUUGCAGUUAUUGUUUUGAUUAUUGUGAAACUUGUAAUUAAUAUAAUUGUAUAAGUUGUUUAAGUGGUUAUUAUUUAGAUGAUAACUUUUCUUGUAUUUCUUUUUGUGGAGAUGGAAUACUUGCCCAUGAUGAACAAUGCGAAAUGGAUGAUUAAAAUUGUUUAAGUUGUAUGUUUGAUGUUCCAAAAUUUUGUGAAUUAUAUUUUCAAGAUAAUUGUUAAAGAUGUGAAAAUGGAUAUUAUGUAAAUUAAUAUACAAAUAUUUGUGAAUCUAAGUGUGGAGAUGGUAUUAUAGCUCAUGAUGAAGAUUGCGAAUAUAACAAUUAUAUAGAAUUUGAUGGUUGCUAUAAUUGUAAAUAUACUUGUAGUUAAUAAUGUUUAAACUGCAUAAAUGGUGUAUGUUAAUAAUGCAACAAAAGUUCCUUGCUUUUCGAUGGAUUAUGUUAUGCUGAGGAAAAUGAAAUUGAUUUGUUUCAUGAAUGUGAAUUAACCCUCAAUGAUGAAUGCUUAAUAUGCUAGAAAGAUUAUAAAUUGAAUCAAUAUGGUAUUUGUAUUUCUGAAAGUUUGGAAAGUUGCAUUCAAUAUCAUAAUGGCUAUUGUUUAUACUGUGCAUAAGGAUAUGAACUUUAUGAGAAUAUAUGCAAUUAAACCUAUUAGUGUUAAAAGGGUUUGUAUUAUAAUUAAGAACUAUAAAUUUGUGAAUCUUCAUGUGGUGAUGGACUUAUUACUGGAUGGGAAGAAUGUGAUGAUUAAAAUAUGCAAUAAUAUGAUGGUUGUUAUGAGUGCAAAUUUGAGUGUGAUAAUAAUUGCAUUUAAUGUCUUUAUGGUGAAUGUUAUUAAUGUUCUUAAGAAUUUAAUUUAAUUCAGAAUAAAUGCUUGUCUAAAUGUUAAGAGCCCUGUCUUAAUUGUAUUUAAGGAGUUUGUUAUUUAUGCAGCAGUGGGUAUUUUUUAAAUGAAUAUUUUGAUUGUAUCAAAAUUACCUGUGAGGAUGAUUUCAGUUGUACUUCUGAAUGUGGAAAUGGAAUAAUUGAGGAUCUAGAAUAAUGUGAUGAUUAGAAUCUAAUUAAUGAUGACAGUUGUAAUAAUUAAUGUGAACAAACUUGUGAUAUUAAUUGUAUAGAAUGUAUUGAUAGUGUUUGUUGCUAGUGUAAAGAAGGAUGGAGAUUAGGUUUAUUUUUUUGUGAACCAAUUUGUGGAGAUUAAAUUAUUGUUGGAAAUGAAGAAUGCGAUGAUGGCAAUUAAUAUGAUGUAGAUACAUGUUUAAAUUGUAAAUAUUAAUGUCCUCAGCAUUGUAAUUAAUGUGCUUUUGGAGUUUGUACUCAUUGUGUUGUAGGAUUCUAUUUGGAUAUUGUCAGUAAUUCAUGUAAUUCAGUUUGUGGUGAUAAAAUAUUAGCAAGUGAUGAAGUUUGUGAUGAUGGUAAUGAAUUGAGAUAUGAUGGUUGUUUUUAAUGUUAGCAUUAAUGUUAAGUGGAAUGUUUAAAUUGUUAAUUUGGAUAGUGUAUGGAAUGUGAAACUCCUUUUAUUGUAGUAUAAUUAAAAGGUAUUUGUGAAACAUUAAAAUCAUGCUAAGAUUAAAUUGGAUUUUAUAAUGAUAAUUUUAAUAAUGAUUGUUAGUCAUAAUGUGGAGAUGGUAUUGUUGUAGACACUGAAUAAUGUGACGAUUAGAAUGAUACUCCUUAUGAUGGAUGUUAUGAAUGUAAAUUUUAAUGUUAAAUUGGUUUUUUCCUUAAUUAAAGUACUUGUAUUCCUAUUUGUGGAGAUGGAAUUAUUAUUGAUGAGUAUGAGAAUUGUGAUGAUUAAAAUGAUUAACCAUAUGAUGGAUGUUUUGAGUGCUAAUUUUAAUGUAUUUAGAAUUGUCAAAUUUGUUAAAAAGGAAUAUGUAUAUAAUGUGAUAUAAAUUAUUCCUUCCAGAAUAAUUAAUGUUUGUUAAACAACCAAAAUGAUGAUCUCAAUUCUAGCUUUUUUGGACAAUCAUAUAUGA